Messenger RNA from Mytilinidion resinicola, 889 nucleotides. RefSeq lists its product as uncharacterized. Gene Ontology annotation, cellular component: nucleus. The coding region runs from base 24 to 620 and encodes 198 amino acids. Gene Ontology annotation, biological process: maturation of SSU-rRNA from tricistronic rRNA transcript (SSU-rRNA, 5.8S rRNA, LSU-rRNA). NCBI's taxonomy places the organism in Eukaryota, Fungi, Ascomycota, Dothideomycetes, Mytilinidiales, Mytilinidiaceae. The record is from RefSeq and is a predicted model, not a curated record. The transcript has 2 exons.
CCUACCACCCCGUCGAGAAAGCCAUGUCUGCCCCACCGCUUUCCCAGGCUAAUGGUGCUACGAUGACUCCAGAACAAAUACAGGAAAAGUGGGAGCUGGGCAUAUGGCACACGCUCUACAACUGGGAAGACCUCAAAACUGCGAUCCAAAACGGAGAGGGAGAAUCUGAUGGCGAGGAUGUGCGCGAUUGGCUAGCGGGCCGUAUAUCGGAAAUGUUCGACGAGGAUCCAGGAACCGAUGCGUUGGAUAUCGAGGUCGUCCUCCUAGAAACCAUAGAGGACAAUUUUCUUGUCCGACUUGAAACCGACAGCGAGGUCAAGAUUGCACAAAACAUCAUGAAGAUCAGAGACGAAAUAUCCAAAGGCAACUUUUCGACGUUCGAUGCUCUGCAUGCGGAAUGGUUGAAAAACAAGGACAAGCCCCUGCAGAAGGGCAAAAUUCGAGUCGUGGAAACAAAUCAGGACUGGGAAGGCGACAGUGUGGACGAAGAGUCGGAGGACGACGAGGAUGACGAUGUCUCCAUGACCGAUGCCCCCCCACUUGUCCCCGUGAAAGUGAAGCCGGUGCCAGAGGUUGACGAAGAUGGUUUCACAAAAGUCAUUGGGAAGAAAGGACGCUAGGGCUGGCUUUCAUACCUCCUACUCUGUUCUUACGUCUUACGGGUUUCACGGAAAGCUAUGCAUGGAUUCGGAGUUUUGAGGAAAAGUUGAAGGUGCAUGGUAAAUAUGGAGUACAGAUACCCAGGAGACUGAAUGCACGUAUGCUCCAGAAGGCUGCAUCUGGAGUGACUUUUUGCACUUCGGGAAUUUCUUGUAGCCUCGGAAUAUGUCUUGAUUAAUUGCAUUUUAUGUCUAUAUACAUCCUCCUAAAUCAAUUGUAUCCACACGAC